This is a messenger RNA of Bicyclus anynana (squinting bush brown), 1139 nucleotides long. RefSeq lists its product as uncharacterized. Bases 129 to 1061 code for a protein of 310 amino acids. The record is from RefSeq and is a predicted model, not a curated record. Gene Ontology annotation, cellular component: membrane. The transcript has 6 exons. Gene Ontology annotation, molecular function: phosphatidylinositol bisphosphate binding. Lineage: Eukaryota; Metazoa; Arthropoda; Insecta; Lepidoptera; Nymphalidae.
UUUUUAUUCGUAUACUUUUUUUAUGGCCGUAACCAGUUUUGAUAGUGGUUCGCUUCAGACACUGUGUUAUUUAUCAAGCUUCAUUGCGUGUCAGUAGUUAGUUGUGUAAACAUUGCAUCGCUUCAGUUAUGGAGUCAAUACCGCAAGAUACUUUAUUUGAAUUCAAUCCCGACACUUUGGUUUAUUUGAGGAAGCAAUAUGAUCUCGACAAACCCGGGAGGAUUGAUGAAGCCAUUGAUAUAUUGGAGGAUUGGAUUAAAAAGCAGAAUCACUUUACAGUUAAAAGUUUUACACGAGACUACUUGGAACGGACGAUCAUUAUUAGCAAAGGAUCAGUAGAACGAGCUAAGACUAAACUGGAUAAAUUAUGCACUUCUAGAACAGUCCUACCACAUUUUUAUGAAGAAAUCGAUUUGAAAAAUCCAGAUUUAUUGGAAGAUAUGUAUGGUUGUUUCCUGCCCAAACUAACAAAAGAUCAUUAUAGAAUAUACAUAUUCAAAUGCAAUGCCAAAACACUAAAAGCGGGCCUUAUUAACUACUAUCGUUAUUUUUUCAUGCAAUGUGAAUAUGUCCAAGCACACGAUUAUUGUAACGGUAUUAUAGCAGUAGCAGACUACACGGAAGCAAACAUGUUGGAAGUCCUCAAAUGGUUCAACGCUGUUGAUGUGCGAGAAUCACUUACACUUCUGAGGGAAGGUUACGGUAUGAGGAUAAAAGGUAUCCACCUUCUAUCAGGUUCCAAAGCUUUAGAUGCUAUGGUAGCCAUUUUCAAACAAGUGCUGAGUGCCAAGGUGGCUGGACGUUUGUAUACGCACAAAAGUAUUGACGAAGUAGCAAAUAUUAUAGACAAAGAUAUUAUACCUGUGGAAUAUGGUGGCAAAGAAAAACCUCUGAUUGAACUACAUAAAAAAAAUUUGGAGGUAUUAUCUUCUGACAGUUUCACUGCUCAUCUAAGAGAAAUUAAAAAGGCGAAAACCGAUGAAAAUUUAAGACUCUCUGCGACGGAAGCCGAUCAGUAUUUGGGAAUGCCAGGAUCGUUCAGAACGUUAAGCGUUGAUUGAAUUUUGAAAAUGACUGGUUUUAGCCCAAAUAUAAGCAAAUGGUUAAAGAUAACUAUGUAUUAUCUACAUAUUAUAGAU